Podarcis raffonei (Aeolian wall lizard) is the source of this 5737-nucleotide messenger RNA. It is a transcript of the gene FYB1, whose product is annotated as FYN binding protein 1. The transcript has 19 exons. The coding region runs from base 186 to 2696 and encodes 836 amino acids. Gene Ontology annotation, biological process: integrin-mediated signaling pathway; protein localization to plasma membrane; T cell receptor signaling pathway. Lineage: Eukaryota; Metazoa; Chordata; Lepidosauria; Squamata; Lacertidae. Gene Ontology annotation, molecular function: protein binding. The record is from RefSeq and is a predicted model, not a curated record. Gene Ontology annotation, cellular component: plasma membrane.
AUAUGCAAACUAAGGAUUGCACUUGUUUGGUUUUUCCUACGAAGGCUGGAUUAGAGAAGAAAAAAACAAGCCCACUUCCUAUUUUCAAAGUGUUAACCGUUCCAGGCAAAAGGACAAAGAAAAAUUUCCUCUUCUAACACUACGUUUUUCAGCAGGCUUGUGAUCCCACAAAGAACUUUGUUGUCAUGGAUGGCAAGACGAAUGUGAAGUCCAUCAUGGCAAAGUUUAGCAACAACCCAGCCGGGGAGGUUGACAGCCGGCAAGGCAGAGCAGCAGGACAGCCGUCUUUGGUAGCGAGGACUGCAUUUGAGAAAUUUAACCACCUAGAAAAUGCUGCUGCACCUCCCAGACCCAGCAACCUCCACAAAUCUCCAUCUUUUAAACCACCUUUGGGCACCAAACCUUCUGUUCCUGACACAUCGGACAAAGACCCAAAGCCACCCCAUUUGAAGAGCAAUGCAGUGGCCAGCAAGGUUGCUGCCCUGGCGCAGGCAGCUAACAGGGAAACGAAUGAAAAACCUGGAUUUCCUAGGCCUUUGGGUCCCAAACCUACCGACGGACUGAAAGCUGAAUCCAAGCCAUUGUUCCCAAAGCCUCCUGACAACAGAUUGCCUGGUUCCACAGCACCAAAAAAUGAACUCAGGCCGCCGGGGCUACCCAGGUCGAAUUUUAAACCUGAACCUCAAGGAAAUGAGACAAAGCCUGUGUCUCAAAUGGCGGCUGGAUUUAAAGAAAAAAUAAUCGCGGCUUCGCAGGAGAAUGACCCCAAACCUCCUUUUCUGAAGCCAGCCCUUGGGAAGAAACCAGGUCUACAUCCUGUCCCCAAUGAAGAGGCUCCCAAGAAAUACCCCUCCUUGAAUCCGACUUCUCCAAGCCCACUAGGCCUCAAACCCAAACCCAACUCAUUUCUAAUUGCCAAGGAUGCCGAAGGAAAGAGAGACAAUGGGGUGGAUUCCACAGCCAGCCCUUUCCCUGGUGUAGCCUUGAGACAUGUCACCGACAAGAGCAACCUGUCUCCGGCCCUCCCAAAAUCUUACGGGCAGCCGGGCAACGAAGAAGCAAGGCCAAGUGUGGCCAAGAAUAUUUUCAAAGUCUCUCAAGAGGAUUCUGGGUCAACUUCUGGAGCACCUAAAUUCACUGGUCUGCCCAGGGCGACCACGACAGGACCUUGGGAUAGUAACUCUGAAAAAGAAGAGAAGGACAAGAAUUUGCCGAAACGGAAGGCAAUCCCUCCACCAGUCAAAUUAGGUCUGGCCCCGCAGAAACCCAGCAGACCUCCAACGGUGAACCUUGAAAAAUUCAGGAAAUACGCCGAAGAAAGCUCCAGCAAACCCCAUGCGGCAGGUUUACCCCCUGUACUUCCACUGCCUGUUUCGACCCUGCAUACCACAACCCAGGUGCCUCCACCGCCUCCUCCCUCAGCUUCCCAUCCAUCAGCACAAGCUCCAGUACUUCCCCCAAGAAACAUCAAGCCCAGGGACAAUGAAGAAAGCUAUGAUGAUGUUGAGUUUGGAGGAAAUGGGGAUGCAGAUGAGAGUCUCAACAGUGAAGGGGAGACAUAUGAAGAUAUAAACGAAAUGAGACCUACAUCUAGAGAUGAGGAAAGGAAAAAGGAGAAGGAAGAAAGGAAGAAAUCUGAGAAAGAACAAAAGGAGAAAGAGAAAAAAGAGCAGGACAUCAGGAAGAAGUUCAAACUCGUGGGCCCCAUUGAAGUCAUUCACCAGGCCCGAGCUUGCACAGACUUCAAAGGAGGGAAGAAUGACCUGACGUUCAAGCAAGGAGAUAAAAUCGAAAUCAUCCGCAUCACUGACAAUCCAGAGGGGAAGUGGCUUGGAAGGUCAAGAGGCUCCUAUGGCUACAUUAAAACAACCAUGGUGGAAAUUGACUAUGAUUCGUUAAAGCGAAAGCCACGGCCUUCUGUCAACAUUCAACUGAGGCAACCAGACAGUGACCAGGAAGUGUAUGAUGAUGUCGGGGAACAGGAUAGCGUCAGCAGUGGAAGUCAAAGUACUGCAGGAGGAUUCCCUCCUCCUCCUCCCUCUGAUGACGUUUAUGAUGGGAUCGAGGGCGAUGAUGAAGCACAAACAAGGUCUGUGCCACAUGGUGAAGAUAAGAGUGACUCCUGGCCCCGUGGGCUUUUGAAGAAUCUGUUGAAGGGAAAAGAUUUCCCCAAGAGAAGUAUACGAGAGGCAGCAACUAAAAUCAAUGUGACAGAAGAUAAUGGAGGUUCCUCCAGGACUUCUUCAGCAAAGCAAAUAGGAAAGGAUUCUGGAGACAGUGAUGUCUAUGAUGAUGUAGAGCCAACUGACUUCCCUCCCCCGCCAAAAGAACUUAGCAUAGCGAAGUCCCUGAGCAUUGUGAGAGCCAAAUCAGAUGACCGUGAUUCGCAGAAACUCAAGAAGAUGGAGAAAGAGGAGAAAGAGUUCCGAAAGAAGUUUAAAUAUGAAGGUGAUAUCCGAGUUCUGUAUACUACAACCAUAUCCCGAGCACCAUCUGCUAAGAAGAGAGGCUCAAAAGACUUACAAGUGAAGCCAGGAGAUUCGGUUGAGGUUAUAAAGAACGUGGAUGAUACUAAAGUCCUGUGUAGGAAUGAAGAGGGGAAAUAUGGUUAUGUCCGGAGAAGCUGCAUAGUGGAUGAUGAUGAAGAAAUAUAUGAUGAUAUCGCUGAUGAGGGUUGCAUAUAUGACAACGAUUAGCUGUGGAUUUCCCUUCAGCCUGAGCUUCAUCUACUCUGAAUCACCAAGUGGUUGAUGCAAGAGUGAAAUGUAUUCCUCACAUUGGUUGUUGUCUGCAUAGGUACAAAGAUUUGGUUAGGCUAUCUCGCCAGCUUCUGAACUGUAAAGCAGGUCUCACAAUGAAGGCAUUGCAAUGUUGGUGGGACGUGUCACUAUUUUCCUCGAUCAGGUUGAGGAAGCAAAUCUCUAAACCACUUCCCUCUUCCACCAGUAUGGUGAAUAUUAAAUUAUUCAGGCAACCACCCAGUUCUCAUUUUGCAAACUUAUUUUGUUUGUUUCCUCAAAGCAUACACUUCUAAAAUAUUUCACAGAUGAAAUUAGUCACACUUAUGUGUACUUGCUAUACCCUGUUCUCACACCUGAAGCAUCCUGGGCCUUUUACAGCUCUUCUCUAUCAGUUAUACAUUGUGUUCAUUUGCUCACCAGUACCGUACUUUUCCGUGUAUAAGACAAGGAUUUUUUUACUUGAAAGUUAUGUCCCUGCAGGUGAUGACAGCGGUCACAAAAUUAAAAGACACCUGUUUCUUAGGAGAAAAGCGAUGGCAAACCUAGACAGCAUCUUAAAAUGCAGAGACAUUACCUUGCCGACAAAGGUCCGUAUAGUUAAAACUAUGGUUUUCCCAGUAGGGAUGUGUGGAAUUGAGAGCUGGACCAUAAAAAAGGCUGAUCGCCAAAUAAUUGAUGCUUUUGAAUUAUGGUGCUGGAGGAGACUCUUGAGAGUCCCAUGGACUGCAAGAAGAUCAAACCUAUCCAUUCUGAAGGAAAUCAGCCCUGAGUGCUCACUGGAAGGACAGAUCCUGAAGCUGAGGCUCCAAUAUUUUAGCCACCUCAUGAGAAGAGAAGACUCCCUGGAAAAGACCCUGAUGUUGGGAAAGAUUGAGGGCACAAGGAGAAGGGGACGACAGAGGACGAGAUGGUUGGACAGUGAUCUCGAAGCUACUAACAUGAGUUUGACCAAGCUGCGGGAGGCAGUGGAAGACAGGAGCGCCUGGCGUGCUCUGGUCCAUGGAGUCACGAAGAGUCGGACAAGACUAAACAACUAAACAACAAGAAUGUUUAAAAAUUGAGCUUGUCUUAUACACGGGUAGUGCUGAGGGGGGGACGAGUGAUUGGUUGGUGCCGCAAGCCAGAGAUUGUCAACGGUGGUAGUGCGAGUGAUUGGUGGCUGUGGAAAUGGCUUUUUUUGAUUUGCUGUUGCAGCGGCAAUUGGGUGGGCGAUAGGCGGCUGCCGCCGGCGAGCGGUCAGACAUUUGGUGACUUUUGCGUUGCGUGUGAUAGGAAGCCUUGUUCAGGCAGGUGAUUCUCAGCAAUCCCCCCCAAAAAGAAGCUCAACAGCUCUGGACAAUCUUCCCCCAUUUUCUUCAUUUUGAGUCCCCCAAAAUAGUCUUUUUGAGUCUUAUACACAGGGCGUGUUAUACACGGAAAAAUACAGUAAGUUCUGGCUUUAGAAGCGGGCUGCAUUAGCAAACUGUCCAUAGAAUCAUAGACUUGUAGAGUUGGAAGGGACCACAAGUGCCAUCUAGUCCAACCCCUUGCAAUCCAGGAACCUAUCGCCCAACAUGGGGCUUGAACCCACAAUCCAGAGAUUAAGAGUCUCAUGCUCUACCAGCUAAACUAUCCUGACCAUGAUAGUUUUGUUUGUAACAAGAACUGAACAAUCUUGCAACAAGUUCUCUUUGAGUUCAUUUAACCCCCACCCAUUCUUGCCUUGCUAGCUGUCUUGUCGCAUGAAACGAAGCAGCGUGAUGGCUUUUUGCAUGCAUGCAUAUUAAUUUGCAUCACACACAUAAAAUGCUCUGACGUUCUAGGCUCUGGAGAUAGGGACUAAAGCCUGAAGAAUUUUAAUGCAGUUCAAACUGAUACAAAUCUUGAAACCCAUCCCCAAUAUUUCUCCAAAAGGCAAAAUAAGAGAGACAGUUUUUUCACCUCCUCCCACAAGAACAGACAGGUAGUGGAAAAGUAGGGGCUGUUCUGUUAAAUAUUGUUGGAGAAUAUGCAAAUAUUCCUCUGUGAAGGUCUGCAUAGCCCCACUCCCUCUGACUUGCUUUGAUCUACCUCUCCCUCCCCAAUAAAUGAACACUUUGAGAUGGACCAUUGGCUUUUUCAACUUCUAAUGCACUUUGCGGGGUGGGUGGGAUGGAGGAAGGACCUGGGCACUGUAUUGUUUAUUUGAACUGUUUAUACUAGUAGUGCUGUGGAAUAUGUGAGAAAACAUUUCAUACACAGUUCAGUCUCCAUCAUAAGAGAUUAGUCUCAUAUCAAAAGAUGCCUGUGGCUUUGCUAGUUGACAGAAAAGACUGGGCGCAAAUGGUUCCUCAUGCAGCAAUACUUGUUCAGCAGACAAAGACCACACUACUUUGAGUGACAAUGAACGUCAAAGUCUGCACAACGGAAAUUACAGGUUUUUAGUUGUAAAGGUUGCAAGAUGAUAGGGGUGCGUUUGCAUCCAUAUGCAUAAGUGGGUGCCAUAAUUAGCACUAAUGCUGAUCAGGAGAGAAGGGAACAGGGAGGGAGCAGGCAUCAUGUAUCUAGCCCACAGCUUCCCUACCGACAGCCGAUAAACCGUUUUGCCUUUCAUGGGACUGGGAAUACCUGUUCAGAACUGGCGUCUGGGUCAGAUGAGAAACCACACAACACGCAAACACACACGGAACACAACUGCAUGCAGUUUCUCAGUGUAGAGAUACAUGCGCUGAAGCUCCUUGCUGACUCAGAGUGACAGAGGAAAUGUGCCACCCUAACAGAUAACCAAGGAAUAUGUUUUCUAAAAUUAACUUAUUGUGCUUGGUACAAAACAAAACUUCUGUGGAGUGUUUUCAUUGAACAUUCAUGACUGUAAUUUAUGUUGUUUUCAAUCCUUUAUUUUAUGCUGCGUUCUGAGAUUCCAGCCUUGGCACCCAUCACUUAAUUAUAGUAGCAUCUUGUUAUGCUAAUAUAUAUUAAUCUUCUGUUUUUAUUCUCUGUAGAUUUUGUUUUCUCAUGCUUUGGGAAACAUUAAAGAU